This is a messenger RNA of Fopius arisanus, 2110 nucleotides long. RefSeq names its product transmembrane protein C9orf91 homolog. The coding region runs from base 210 to 1601 and encodes 463 amino acids. Lineage: Eukaryota; Metazoa; Arthropoda; Insecta; Hymenoptera; Braconidae. The record is from RefSeq and is a predicted model, not a curated record. The transcript is spliced from 6 exons.
AAUUUCGAGUUUCGGGGUUUUUUGAGGAUAUCUCCAGAGCGGGGGGAGGUAGCGGAAACUUUAUUGAACAUUUUUUGAAGCCCUGGAUCUUCUCGAUAAAAAAGACCUGAUGUACAUUGAAAUUAUGACAGACUCCAUAUCCGGACCUUGUGCUUGACAUUCCACUGAUUAAUUAACGAGUACUUGAAGUUAUUGUGUUUUCAAUAAAAAUGAAUUCUCCGGGGUCUACGGACACCCCCGACAGCGGGUCGACGCCAAAAAUACCGGAUAUCACGGAAAAAACGAAGAAUUGGGUGCAGUUCGAGGAGGAGUCGUCCCCUAGGCGUCGGGAUGCCGAUGACAGCCAAACGGUCACUUUGAAUCCCGAAAAAAUAAAAAGAGCGAUGGAGGAGACCCAGGGGAAGAGGAACGAGUACUCUGGUGCUGUGAUAGCAACUGAAUCCGUCCAACUGAAUCUAGAUAGAUCAGGACUGAGUCGAUCUGUUUCCUCGGAGAGUCCUGAGAAUGUGCCUUCGGAUGUGAAAAAUCAUGAUCCAAAAAGUGCCUCCUUGAAGACAAUCGAUCUCAGGGAUACGAAUGGCAGGAGUCAUGUCAAUAAUGUUGUCAGUACACCCAUUGGAAACAUCAGGAGAGGAUUUGCCAAUGGUGACACCAUUGUCACCCUUUUACCUGUUAACACCAGGUGGCCAUGGAUAACACCCGCUAAAUUUCGUCCUGAACUCGUUCCUGAGGAACUCAUGGCUCAAGGCCUCACUUUGACAGUGGAGGACUACGUGCACAUAAUGGAGCUUCUGGUGAACGACGUGCGCUUCAACAUGUACAACAUCUGCUACAAGAGAAUCCUAGUCCUGUGGAUAUUCACAGCAUUCGUCAUUCUUCUGGGUCUCCUGUUCUCUGGUGUUACAGGUCUAACUCUAUUCGGUCUGGGGAUCAUGUGGCUCAUCCUCAAUGCAGCUGCCAUAUUCCUCUGCAUGUUCAUCAAGAUAAAACUCAAUCACAACCUGGAGAAGUGCAUGGCACAGGUGAACAAACACCUUCUGCGACACAAGAUACUCCUGGGGCUCGACGACAGGGGAAAAAUUUCCUGUCACAAGGUCAACCUCUGCUUCAUCUACUUCGACACCACUGAUUGCAUCAAAAAACUGCAAGAGGUAAUUGAGAGAGAGGAACGAGAUGGUCGAGUGAUUGGUGGUGAUGACACGAGUGAGGCACAACGGAGAAGACAGGAAUUGCAGCAGCGAAUGGACAUUGAUGACAGUGAUAUCGUGAUACAGGGAUCUUCUACUACAAGACUGUCUCGUAAACAGGAGCGGGCAGAGCUGGUGCUGCUGAGAUAUGCACCAAGAUGGGCUCGUAACUUUGUCAGGCACAGGCUGGACCUCGUUGUUGAUUCCCAGGAUCGUAACAGAGUCAUCAUUGGAUCAACUGCUCCACCCCGUCACUGUAUAUCCGCACGUUGUCCUUGUCAGUUUAUUGAGGAUCAUCUCAAAUUCAAGCCCAAAGGAUAUCCACCGGGUUUCACCUGGUGCUCGUACUUGAGUGAUCCUGCCCUUAGGUAUGAUCCUCCGUACUACGCAAGCUCAUCAAACCGAAAUUUAUAAAAUUUAUUUAACAAAAGUAUUCCAUGGAGUAGUGGAUCCGAUAAAAAUCGAUUGUCCCUAUAACUGCGCAAUUAUCUCCGUAACUAACGACUGCAGGAGAAAAUGCCAGAAAACUUUUUUUGUGGGGAAUUUCCUGACCUACAAAAAAGCUCCCACAAAGUUCUCUGCUAGACCCUGCCUUACCGAGAUAAUUCCAUAAUUAUGGUACACCGAUUUUCGUCAAUCUACUACGGAUUCCAAGAGUCGCAUUUAAAUUAAAUUAUCAAUAUUUCACGGAAAAAAUAUCUCAAUUACACUAAAAAAUUUGUUGGGGAGUUCUCAAAUAGUAUUACAAUUAUUUCUAAAAAGGGAUUUAUCAGUGUUGUAAAUUUAAUUAGUAGAUAUUAAUUUUAUCUUAAUAAAAAAUGUCUCUCGGUGUGGGAAAUGUGCCUUCGGUAGAAAUAUUAAAGGAUAAAUCAAAAAAAGCAUGAGAUAUCCGUCCACUCAAUGCAAAUACCGUGCAAUAACAA